CUGCGUUAGAAAUGUUUCUCACUCUUCUAGUUAAAGAAUGGAAACCGGCAAGAUUGUGACAAGAUUACUAUGGCUUCGCGACGUGCAAUGAAGCGCGGAUUCUACUAGGGUGAUUCCCUGCAAGAAAUAAGAGCAAGAAUAGUCAUCAUAAAUCAAAGAGACUUCUUGCACCAAGAAAGCAAGAUCUUGUGACAUUUCUUGCGCAAGAUCUUGGGCAAGAAAGCCCUCGCAAGAAAGUCGACUAGGGUAUUUACAAUGUAAUACAUAAAUCAAUUAGAUUCAAACCAUAUAAUAUACAAUUUGUACGAACAUGGAAAUAUCAGGAGUUAGUUAGAUCUAUGCUAUAUGAUCUCUUCAAAAAACAACAAAAAAGAUUAAGGAAAUUAAAUUUAGAUAUGUUAGAUUGCCAAUUAAGAAUACAAAACGCUGUUAAUUAACGCUGUUAACUUGAAUUGAGAUUGAAUCAUAUAUUAAUACAUUAAUUCAUAAAGAAAAAAAAAUUAUAGCUGUACGUACGUCAUAAUAAACAAUAUUUAGCAUUAAACAUCCUGUUAAUCAAGGUGAAUUUAAUAAUAAAUUUGUUUAUAAUUAUUCAUAUCGGGCUUUAUCAUUAGCUGAAGAAAAUCUUUUAGCAAAAGGUUGGAAAUAUGCGAUUAAUCUUAAUAAAUUUAAUAAUUUGAAUAUUAAAGCAGAUACUGAAUAUAUGUAUCAUUGUAUGGGAAAAAACUCAUUACUGAAAAACUCGGAUAAAGCUAAUAGAGUUAAAAUAUUAUUAAAUGAUUUUGGUGAUAAAUUGAAGAAGAAAGUUGAUAAGGAGAUUCCAAACUUAAAUUCAGAAGAAUUAAAUGCUAUUUCCACACUAUUAAAAGAACAUUCAUUAGUGAAUUCAAAAGUGGAUAAAGGGAAUGCCAUUGUCGUUACGAAUAAAUCUGCUGGUUUUAAACUUGCUCGAUUAUUUGUUGAUACUUGCUGCUUCGAAAAGAUUAAAUUAAAUUCAUCAACAAACAUUGAAAUUCAGUUGCUAUUAUAUGCUUAUACUGAAUUCGGAAGUCAAUUUCGGCGCACUGAUAAUUUCGGCGCUCGCAGUAUUACUACAGCUUUUUCAUUAUCGGCUGCUGUAUUAAUUUCUCAAAAUCGUUUUGCUGUAUUAUUUGAUUUAUUUAAAAUUUCAACUGGAACAUUUGUAGUGCAAUGA
Molecule: messenger RNA, 1195 nt
Organism: Didymodactylos carnosus
Lineage: Eukaryota; Metazoa; Rotifera; Eurotatoria; Philodinida; Philodinidae
Source: the annotation of a GenBank genome assembly